Messenger RNA from Tribolium madens (black flour beetle), 915 nucleotides. Its product is annotated as brachyurin-like. Bases 26 to 802 code for a protein of 258 amino acids. The transcript is spliced from 6 exons. Lineage: Eukaryota; Metazoa; Arthropoda; Insecta; Coleoptera; Tenebrionidae. The record is from RefSeq and is a predicted model, not a curated record. Gene Ontology annotation, biological process: proteolysis. Gene Ontology annotation, molecular function: serine-type endopeptidase activity.
UUCUACAUCAGUAUCGCCAGCAACAAUGAAUCUUCUAAUUUUGGUUUCCUGUUUUAUAAUUGCUUUUUCAGCUGUGUCUAUAAAAGCAAAACCUGGGGUUCGCAUAAUUGGAGGAGAUGACGCACCUGCAGGACAUUUCCCUUUCGCUGCAGCAAUUCACGUACAAACUGAAACUAGUAAAUUUUUCUGCGGUGGAGCUGUAAUAGCCCAACAAUGGAUUCUCACUUCAGCACAUUGCGUUAAUGGUGCCAUCCUUUUCACUAUUCAAAUAGGGUCAAACACUCUUACAACCACAGAUCCUGAACGCGUAACUCUUUCUUCUUCUGAGUAUGUCGUACAUCCAAAUUUUGACCCAGAUAGAAUAGAAAAUGAUAUUGCCUUGAUUAAACUAAGAAUGCCUGUUACGUACACUUGGACUAUUCAGCCAAUUAAUUUGCCCCCAGUUAGUCUCUUGAACAAUACUGAAGUUACAAUUCUUGGUUGGGGUCAAACUAGUGAUUCUGACUCAUCACUUUCUGAACAUCUUAAAUUUGUUAAAGCAACAAUUUUGUCAAAUGCUGAAUGUCAGUUGAUCUAUGGAAGUCAAAUUUCUGACACUAUGGCUUGUGUUGAGGGUAAUUUUAACGAAGGAACUUGCACGGGAGAUAAUGGUACUCCAUUAGUUGAAUACGUGAGUCGCUCUUUCUGGAUUGUGGGAGUGGCGAGUUUUAUUAGUGGGAAUGGGUGCGAAAGUACUGAUCCUUCUGGAUACACCAGAAUUUUUCCUUAUUUGGACUGGAUAAGAAAUGUAACAGCAUCCUAACACUCACUUUAUUUUGUAAUACAUUUUUACUAAAUAUCUGAAUUAAAUUGGAAAAUAAAAACCAAAAAAUUAAGCAUAAAAAUGUCGCAAAUUCAAAAUAUAAUAGCUAUAGA